Fonsecaea multimorphosa CBS 102226 is the source of this 732-nucleotide messenger RNA. RefSeq lists its product as uncharacterized. Gene Ontology annotation, biological process: attachment of spindle microtubules to kinetochore. Gene Ontology annotation, cellular component: DASH complex; spindle microtubule. The coding region runs from base 1 to 732 and encodes 243 amino acids. The record is from RefSeq and is a predicted model, not a curated record. The transcript has 2 exons. Lineage: Eukaryota; Fungi; Ascomycota; Eurotiomycetes; Chaetothyriales; Herpotrichiellaceae.
AUGUCUCUCCUUGCAAACCAUCUGGAACAAAUUGCACUGUCUGCAAAGUCUAUAUCCGAGCUGGAAUUCCCUCCACCCAGGAUAUUCACAAAUGCUCUGCUUAACAAUCAGGAGAUUACAACCCUAAUUCGCGACACAGAACCUCAUGAGCGUGCCCUCUUCUCCGUCGAUCCCAAUGCUAUCAACAGGAAUCCCGCUUCGAACGGGUUCCGGCCGACAGACACCAAAAAUGGUCUUCAGGGCCGUAAAAGUGUGUAUCCUUCCGCGCAUCCCAUGAAACAAGCCGCGGUCUCAGCGCUACUGGGCAAAGAGAUGCUCCAGGAAAUCAGACAAUCCAGCAGUGGACGAUCUCGUGAAGGAGUCAACGUGGAAGUCCUCCUUCGCGGGGCAGAAAGACUUUGCGAGGUAUACACCGUGGUGGGAGUAACAGAAAGAAUUCGAGCCCUCCGCAACCGUCACCGAGAAGUCGCUAGCUCUAUAGCUAUGCUCGAGGACAAAGUCUCCAGGCAACAGUCGCUAUUAGACCGAACAAACUGGGCGCUGAACUCUGAAGAAAGAGGGGAUGAGAAUGAUCUGGAGCAAGACCCAAUCAACCACAAUGAUGCGCUUGGCCUCAUGGAGAAGGAUUUCCAGGUAGAAGAGGAGGAAAUCCGCGAGUUGGAGGCUAAAAAGAAGGCCUUGGAAGAGCGUGUCUCCGGCCUGGAAAGAGACCUCGGCGGGCUUCUCAAGUGA